AUGGAUUCCAUGAACAAUGUGGUGUCGAUGCAUCCGCUGGAGGAUGGCACAAAAGAUAAAACUGUUAUUCUUCGCAAAAGACGAUUCCGAAGGCGACGUCGAGGACAUAUCGCGCAAUUCCAUUCGGAUGUGGUUGGGGUCACAUUUUUGGAAAUCUCUCAUGCCAAUGACCUACCACCUGAACGCAAUCUCACGCGGACGGGGUUUGACAUGGAUCCAUUUGUGGUGAUAUCGUAUGGCACUUCCAAUUUCCGAACCAGCGCCGUACGGCACAACCUCAAUCCCGUGUGGAACGAAAAACUGUAUUUCCAUGUGCAUCAUAAUGAGGUAGACUAUCGGCUGAAAUUGACGGUGUACGACAAAGAUCGCUUUUCAGGCAACGAUUUGGUGGCAUGGCAUGAAAUUCCUAUUAUGGAUAUCAUCAAACAAUCCCAAGCCCACCAAAAGAAGCGUCAAAGCACGGACGAGAUUCCCGACAACGCCAUUGAUCAAGAAAUGGAUCGUCACACGGUUCCCUUGACCAUGCUUCACAAAGACAAGUGGAAAGAUCGACACCCUACCUUGACCUUUCGAGCCAAGUUUAUGCCGUAUGAUGAAAUUCGCAGAAUGUUCUGGAUAGCUUUAGCGCGAACGUACGACGUGGAUGGAAGCGGGACACUGAGCCGGUUGGAAGUGCAGUCAAUGCUGGAAACCAUCGGGUCCACUUUAUCCGAGACCACCAUCGAUAGCUUUUGGCGGCAGCAUGGCCAGGACCCGAAAAACGAAAACGACGAGUUACCCAUUGAAAAUUUGGUGUCGAGUUUGGAAGCACAUAUGCUCGCGGCCAACGAUCAUCCUGCCACAGCCCCCACAUCUCACACACGACGACCAACAGAUACCAAUGACAGCGCAUGCUUCAAGGAUACCCAGUUUUCCUCCAUCUUAUCCGACGUUGAAGAGAACGAUCAUGGUCCUGAAGACGACGAGGAAAGCGAUGAUGAUUUUCGUCAGGAUGAAGAAGAAGAAGAACAAGGCGAGGAAGACGAACAAGAUGAUGAUGACGACGCCGAGGAUAACAGUAGUGAUGACGAAGACGACGAAGAAACUGAUUGGCUCAAUGAGAAUAGCUGCGGCGACAGUCCAGAUGAUCAAGAAUUAUUCUGCUCUUCAGAUGAAGUGGAUGAUGUGGAUGCAGAUGACGAGCUUAUUUUGAACGAAGCUAAAGACGUACAAUACAACGGGCUAUUGCCCGUGUCCUUUGAUACCAUGGGGUUAUCCAUGUCCCCUACUGAUACCUUGAAGACGUGGCCUAUGCGCAAACCCUCUACUGCCAAACGAAAAUCGGCCACGGAAGAAAAAGUUAUUCGUAUUGCUGAAUGUCCUAUUUGCCACCGCCCUAAUCUGUCGCGACGGGCACAAAUGGAUAUUGUUACUCACGUCGCCACCUGUGCGGCCAACGAUUGGACUACGGUCGAUCGGUUCUUGAUGGGCAAUUUUCUCACUGAAGCGUAUGCUCAGCGAAGGUGGUUCGUCAAAUUGGUGAGCAAAGUAGGCUAUGGCAAAUAUUCACUAGGCACCAAUAAUGCCAAUAUCAUCAUCCAAGAUCGCCGCACGGGUCAGCUCAUUGAAGAGCGCAUGAGUGUAUAUAUUCGUCUCGGCAUGCGGCUUGUAUAUAAAGGUUUAAGAACUGGCAUUCAGUCGAAAACAGCCCAACGUAUUUUGACCAAUAUGACGGUGCGUCAAGGUCGUCGCUUUGAUGCCCCCAGUUCUGUAAGAGAAAUCCCGGCGUUCAUCAAAUUCCAUAAUAUUAGUAUGGACGAGGUGCUUGAACCUCUGGGAAACUUUAAAUCGUUCAACGAUUUCUUUUAUCGAAAACUGAAACCAGGAUCGCGUCCAUGUGAUUCCCCCAACGAUCCAUCGGUGGCGGUCAGUCCGGCCGAUUGUCGUAUGCUUGCUUUCCAAACCGUCAAUGAUGCCACACGACUUUGGAUCAAAGGCAUUGAGUUUAGUCUUGCUAAACUUUUGGACGAUCCAAUUGGGUCCAGAAACUUUGAAUGCGGCUCUUUGGCUAUCUUUCGUCUAGCACCGCAGGACUAUCAUCGAUUCCAUGCACCAGUAGAUGGUACUAUUACUGAUAUCAAGGUAGUAUCCGGUCAAUAUUACACAGUCAAUCCAAUGGCCAUUCGAACAACUUUGGACGUAUUUGGGGACAAUGCGCGAACCGUCAUUUAUAUGGACACGGAUCGAUUUGGCAAGGUGGCGGUUGUGUGUAUCGGCGCGAUGCUGGUGGGUUCCAUUAUCAUGACAGUCAAGGUCGGGCAACAUGUGAACCGUACGGAUGAAAUGGGCUAUUUCGCUUUUGGCGGAAGCACCUUGGUGGUGAUCUGGGAACGCGACAAGAUCCUACUCGAUAAAGAUCUCACCAGUAAUUCUGAGAAAACCCUUGAAACGCUGGUAAGAACAAUCUGUUGA
Molecule: messenger RNA, 2451 nt
Organism: Radiomyces spectabilis
Lineage: Eukaryota; Fungi; Mucoromycota; Mucoromycetes; Mucorales; Radiomycetaceae
Product: phosphatidylserine decarboxylase-domain-containing protein
Exons: 7
Coding region: 1-2451 (816 amino acids)
Biological process (GO): phospholipid biosynthetic process
Molecular function (GO): calcium ion binding; phosphatidylserine decarboxylase activity
Source: RefSeq, a predicted model, not a curated record